Molecule: messenger RNA, 588 nt
Organism: Eublepharis macularius
Lineage: Eukaryota; Metazoa; Chordata; Lepidosauria; Squamata; Eublepharidae
Product: DEP domain-containing protein 7-like
Exons: 3
Coding region: 1-588 (195 amino acids)
Biological process (GO): intracellular signal transduction
Source: RefSeq, a predicted model, not a curated record
AUGGCCUCUGUGAAGGAGAAGGCGGCAGCUUUGAAUCUCUGUCCUCUCUACAGUCCAGCGAACAAGCCUCCAGGUUUCAGUCUGGCACAAAGACCGUUUGGAGCAACAUAUGUCUGGAGCAGCAUUAUCAAUGCCCUUGAGACCCAAGUGGAAGUGAAAAAGCGACAUCAAAACCUGAAAUGCUAUAAUGACUGCUUCAUUGGCUCCGAUGCUGUAGAUGUUGUGUAUGCCCACCUUCUCCAGAACAAAUACUUUGGUGAGGUGGAUAUUUCUCGAACUAAAGUUGUGAGAGUCUGCCAAGCAUUGAUGGACUACAAGGUGUUUGAAGCAGUUUCUACUAGAUUCUUUGGGAGAGAGAAACGGUCUGUGUUUGAAGAUAGUAGCUGCUCCCUCUACCGGUUUUCAAGUACAGCAAGCCAAGUGAAUAGCCCCUCUGAGAGAGAGUGUAGUAGCCAUUUCGUUCAUCCAAGUUUGAGAGCAGGGGCAGCAAUUGCCUCAGACGCCAGUCUUCCCUACAGCUGGAGCGGCAUCCAUCCAGCCAUCCCUGUGGCUGUGGGCUCAGCCAUCACAGCAAGCAGCAGUCCCUAG